This is a messenger RNA of Parastagonospora nodorum SN15, 1485 nucleotides long. RefSeq lists its product as hypothetical. Gene Ontology annotation, cellular component: cytoplasm. The coding region runs from base 1 to 1485 and encodes 494 amino acids. The transcript has a single exon. Gene Ontology annotation, molecular function: oxidoreductase activity. NCBI's taxonomy places the organism in Eukaryota, Fungi, Ascomycota, Dothideomycetes, Pleosporales, Phaeosphaeriaceae. The record is from RefSeq and is a predicted model, not a curated record.
AUGUUGUUUCCACUACUCUGCGCACUAGUAGCGGGCGCUCUCGUGCCGGAAGUUUGCUCCAGCAUCAUUCCUGAGCGCGACGCCUUCCAAAACUCAAAGCGGACAAUUGUGGAUAGAAAGGAACUUUCUGCUCGAGGUUUCCCCGUCCCAGACCCCACGCAGAGCUACUGGCAGGUUCCGGAACACCGCAUCGCCAGUCUUCGCACGACCGAGGAACUGCCUACCAACAAAACUUUCGACUAUGUCAUCAUUGGGUCUGGUCUCAGCGGCGCCGCUACAGCUUUAAAGCUACUCAAUCGGAAUCCAGAGCUCUCGAUCUUGAUGCUUGAGGCUCGGAAGGCUUCAUCGGGUGCUUCAGGGCGUAAUGGCGGACAUGUCAAGCCUGGCGAUUGGAAGAUCAUUAAAGAAUGGGUCGAAACGUACGGCGAAGAUGAGGCUCUCAGGAUCCAAAAGCUAGAGCAAGAUUGUGUCGAUGAUAUGGCCGAUUUCGUCAAAACCUACAACGUGUCCAGCGGAUUCCACGAGGUUGAGACUGCUGACCUUUAUUGGACAAGGGAAGCGUUUGAGAAAGCGGUCAAAGUGUGGGAGUAUCAGCAAGAGCUUGACCAGCGCAGGCCCGCAGAUGUUGGUAAAAACAACAGGACUGUCUACGCCGGCCAAGCUGCAAGAGACCACUGGAAGUGGCCUGAAAUCCUGGGUGCGAUCACAUACAAGUCAGCCAUCCAGAAUCCAUACCUCACGGUUUGCGCUAUGUUGGAGCAGAGCCUGAGUAAGGGACUUAAUCUGCAAACGAACACCAUGGCUCUCAGUCUGAGUCAGUCAUCGACAGCACCUUCUGGUGGAGCAAAGUGGGAGGUGGAGACGGACCGAGGCGUUGUUAAGGGCAAAAGAGUUGUACUUGCUACCAAUAGCUACACGGGCGCUCUCCAUCCACGCCUCAAAGAGACCAAAUUCCUUACCCCGACCCGAAGCCAAGCGUCUGCUGUACAUCCCGAAGCGUACUCUCCAAACAACACCGUAUUCAGCCGCAGCCAUUCUUACCCUGACCUGCACUCUGGUAACAACUAUAUCAUGGUGCGGGCCCCUGGCGACCAGGGUGAGGGCGAUGUGGUCAUUGGUGGCGGUACGAUGUUUUCGCCUUCGCGCGAGAAGAACAUUACCGACGACUCAGUCAUAAACGAGGACAUUGCGCUACACCUGCACCGCGUCAGUCGCACAGUCUUUGGGUACAAAAACUGGGGAGAGACUACUAAGGUUCUCGGCGACUGGACUGGUAUCACCUGUAACACAGAGGAUGGAUUUCCUGGUGUUGGUGCCAUACCGGAUGAAGAAGGGCUCUACGCCUCGAUUUGUAUGAAUGGUCACGGAAUGGCUUGGGCGUUCCGGAGCGCAGAGGCACUCGUGGAGUUGAUGGAAGAGGGAGAGACACCUAUGUGGUUCCCGAAAGCAUUCGAUGUCAAGCGUGCGUUUGCGCCAAAAAAGUGA